AUGCGUUUCGGCUUGACGCGUUCAACAUCCCCAUCACCUGUCAGACGACCACGGCGUACCCCAGGUCCACGACGCAGUUCGACCUAUGGACUAUACUCCUCUUCAUCAGAGUCUGAGAGCUCACCAUCCGACGACGACGCCUCCGAUGCCUCCUCUUCGUCAGAAACCCGUGGUGCUCUCAAAGAAGAGUAUGCUGAUGUACUUGACGCGAGUCUCUCACGACGGGAAGACUUAACACCAGCCGAACGCGCCCAGAUAGAGGAGACAGUAGCCGCUAUAAGACUACGUGCGCAACACAAGGAUCCGUACGAGGAGUGGGAAAGGCAAGCUAGGAAGGAUGCCUAUCACACAGCGCGGCGAGAACAGGAAGCUUCUCGUGCUCGCGCAGAAGCUGCUCGAGAAUCAGCGCGCAAUACUAUCUCGCAACGACAAGCGGCCGCACUUGCCGCCGAACUUGAUGCUGUCGCGGCACAGCUGCGUCGUCUGAGCACACAACCAACCGAUGAACAACGUAGAUGGGCCGAAGCGGACGCCGCACGGAAAGCGCGAGUCGAUGCGGUCAUUCGUGCGGAGGAAGAGAAGAUUCGGGCAGCGCAAGCUGAGGCUGACCGUGUGCGGAAGGCGAAUGAGGAAGAGGAGAGGAAGGCGCAAGAGGCAAAGAAAGCUGCUGAAGAGAAGCGGAAGGCCGAAGAGGAGAGGAAACGGAAAGAGGAGGAGGCCGCCAAAGCGAAGGAGAAGGCCGAAGAGGACAAGAGGAGGCAAGAAGAGUUGGCGGAGCAAGCUGCCGCCGAGGAAAAGUUGAAGGGCGAGCAAGAGAGGAAGCAGCUAGGGAUGACGACGCCGGGGCAGGAUUGGACGGAAGCGAGGAAAGCGUUGAAGGAGCUCAAGGCUGGUCCGAUCAAGAUGGUUAAGAGCACGAAGGAGAGCAAGAAGCUGUGGAACGAGAAGAGGCGGGAUAUUACGCGGCGCGUCGGACAACUCACGAACGACGCUGCGAGUAUCAAUCAAGUUUCGCAACUCAUCCUACAGGCCGUCACACAACCUACGCUACCGGAGCCCAUUCUUCUUAUCACCCUCAACUCGGUAGCCAAGAGCCUGAUCCUACAAGCUGAAACCGAAGCAGUAGCCGAACCUCGCGCCGCGAUCCCUCUCGCACAAGUAGCAGCGAACCUCCUCACCGCCUUCCCACCCUCCUUCGGCGACAUCCUCUUCGCCAAGCUCGUGCAACGUACAGGAGGCUGGGCCGUCCCCGCCGCCGUACCUCAAGCCGAUGUUGACGGAACAGUGUUCACGCCUGAGGCGUAUACCAAGGUCCGAGGGAGGAGGGAAGAUGAGAGUAUGGUCGAUUACGCGGCAAGGAUGGCGGGCGUUAUGAGGUUAUACUUCGCGAUUCUGUGGGCGGAGGCGGGGCAACCUUUACCUAGACAGUUCCACAGACAGCGGUACUGGGCUUGGGUGGCGCGUAUCGUUGACCAGCCGCGACUACUCGCCACACCGAUCGCGGCGGACUUGCUUGCCGUUGCGUUGGAUGUCGGCGGCGCGUCUGCGUUGCGCAUUUGGGGAAGGCAAUGGGCCAAGCUCCUCGCCCUUCUCUGGGACUCCGUCAACAGCGGCGAGAAGCGUGUUGGCGGAGAGUCGGCUGAGGCAGCUGGUGCUCGCCGAGCAGAGAAGCCCGAAUGGGCUUUUGUCUUGAACCACCAUCUUCAGUUGGAAAGUGCCAUGCGGUCAUUAGCUUCUCCUACACUCACUCAUAGCGGAUUAUUCAAGCUGUAUACAGAUGUCCGUCAACCCCAGCUACUUCUUGACCCUGACUUGGACCAGUCCGCAAUCCUUUAUUAUGGCUACGUCGUGGACUACCCUAAAGCUCUCGAAUACGCCAAGCGACACGACGUGUUACGGGAUCCAGAGAGUGGUCAAUCAGUCGACUGGGGAAACCCACCUAAGUGGCUGCAGGACGAAUACCGCUGUAUGAGCCGCAUUAUGUUCUUCUUCUCGAAACAGGAAAACUUUCCGUUUGAGUAUGCCUAUGUACUGGGCCAUGAGACACCACAUGCGAUAGCAUUGUAUACCAAUUCGCAGGACCUCGGACUGAGCGUGAGGGUCCAGAUGCGCCUGCUGAACGCCAUCAAAAAGGCUUUCGGGGUCGAGCAUCAGCUGCCAAUGUGGUGGUGGGACUCUGUCAAGUGCGGCGUACAUUACAGAAGCAACAUUGCGAGAUAUAACCCGAUGCCACCGCCUAUGCAACCAAUGGAAUCAAGGAAGGCACGGGCUGCCCGUCGUCUCGCUGAAGCAGAAUUGGCCCAGUAA
Peniophora sp. CBMAI 1063 is the source of this 2307-nucleotide messenger RNA. The record is from the annotation of a GenBank genome assembly. Lineage: Eukaryota; Fungi; Basidiomycota; Agaricomycetes; Russulales; Peniophoraceae.